AAUAAAAAUUUGAAAAUAACAAUUUAAAAAUAAAAAUUUGAAAAUUAAAACGAUAAACAAAUUAGACCGAAAAAUGGUUGAAAAAGUGGCCACAACAAUGUUGGCGCGCGUGAAGCAGCUGCAAUGGCGCAAAGUAUUCCACAUGUACUACAUCGAACCGAUCGUUUUUGUGCUGGUCUUUGCGCAUAGUCUAUCCGGCACCAUACUACGAAAUCAAAUCAUAUAUCAGGCCUGUACGACAGUAUUCAAUUACAAUGAAAGCAUUUGCGAAGAAUUGGGCACAAAAAACGCCAGCGAACAAGCAACGAAAAUUGAAACCGAAGUGCAGCCGUACGUGGCAAAUCUGUUUAUGAUACGCACACUAUUGGAGAGCAUUGUGCCGGCGUUGUGUGGCGUUUUCAUUGGCUCGUGGUCGGAUCAUUAUGGCCGCAAGCCACUGCUGGUCAUCUCAAUGAUAGGCUUCUCCUUCACCUACAUUAUAGCGGCGGUGAUUUGUCAAAUAGCCGUCUAUCAGCCGGUGAAUCCUUGGUACUACGUGCUGGCUGUGGUGCCACACUCCGUUUUAGGUGGAAAUUGUGUGUUUUCUGUGGCAGCUUUCUGCUUUAUCUCCGAUGUUACUGACACAAAGACGAGACCCUAUAGAAUGAUUUUCAUGGAAGCAUUCUUUUUCAUCGGCUUAAUGGGCGGCUCUUUGCUCUCAAGUUUCGUCUACGCUGCCACCGGUGCCACCACCACAUUCAUCAUAUCCGGUUUACUCAUGUGCGGCGCUACUGUUUUCAUCGUCGUCAGCGUGCCAGAAAGUCUGCAUUAUUGUCCCGAACAAGAAACUAGCGAAACGAUCAAAUGUACAACAACUACUUUAAAUGGUUGUUGUGACAAAGUGAUCACACAAAAAAGCAUUAAAGAAAAACAAAUAGAAAGUACAAAUAACGAUAGUCUGGACAUGUUAAAGAAUAUGCAAGCAAAACGUAUAAGUGAGCUCACUAUAAAUGCCGAAGGCAAAGUCGUUGAGGUCACAGCCGAUGAGAAGCAAAAGGAUGCCAAGGCCACAGGAAAGGAAAGGAAAAAGGAUCUGAGCGCAUGCGAAAGGGCAAGCAAGGACACAAAUAUGAAGAAUUUCACAAUGAAAACUGCAAGUGCUGAAGCAGAAUCCACGGAGGAGAAGCCCAAAAGGGCGGGACUUUUCAGUUACGUGCAUAUCAAGGACAUGUUGGUGACGUGCUUCAAGACGCGGCCAUACUACGAUCGCAGCAUUAUUUGGCUUGUAACCGGCACAAUGUUUCUUUCGAUAUUCGUAAUCGAUGGCGCCAUGACGGUUUUCUACUUGUUCGUGCGUGAGAAAUUCCACUGGACCGUGCGUGAUUUCACAUUCUACGAGACGGUUAGUCACAUGGUGCCCAUGUUCGGCGCCCUGGUUGGUUUCUUGAUAUUACGUAAGGUCUUCAGCAUGUCCGUGGUCACUUUGGCACUGCUUGCAUUCCUCAGCGAUAUUGCCAGCAGCAUUGUGCGGGGUGUGGCUUCAGAGCCUUGGCAUUUGUAUUUGGCUGUUGCUUUGGGCGCCUUCAGAUCGGUUGGUGGUCCAAUGUGCCGCACCAUUGUAUCGAAUAUCGUGCCGCCUACUGAUUUGGGUAAAAUAUUUUCUAUAAAAAAUGUUUUGCAGUCCAUAGCGCCCUUUUUGGCAGCACCGCUCUACACAGUCAUCUAUAAAGAGUCUUUGAAAAUGUACCCGGGUCUGUUUAAUAUUGUCAGCGCUGCUUUAUACGCAAUCGCCUUCAUAUUUCUGAUCGUUGUCUUGCGAUUCAAGUAUUCCCACAAAGAGCAUUAUGCGUCUAUAUUGAAAUGAUAUAACCAACGAAUGCUAUCUAGUUCUAUCAGCUGUUAUUAUGCAAACUUAUGUGAUAUUUGUUAGAAUUAAGUAAAUUGAAUUGUUCGAAUAUAAAUAUAUAUUUUUUAAUUAUUAGUAAAAUGAAA
Molecule: messenger RNA, 1971 nt
Organism: Bactrocera tryoni
Lineage: Eukaryota; Metazoa; Arthropoda; Insecta; Diptera; Tephritidae
Exons: 9
Coding region: 74-1843 (589 amino acids)
Biological process (GO): transmembrane transport
Cellular component (GO): membrane
Molecular function (GO): transmembrane transporter activity
Source: RefSeq, a predicted model, not a curated record